Messenger RNA from Pectinophora gossypiella (pink bollworm), 4874 nucleotides. RefSeq lists its product as uncharacterized. Bases 2154 to 2801 code for a protein of 215 amino acids. The transcript has 2 exons. The record is from RefSeq and is a predicted model, not a curated record. NCBI's taxonomy places the organism in Eukaryota, Metazoa, Arthropoda, Insecta, Lepidoptera, Gelechiidae.
UCGCGGGUUCGAAUCCAGCACAGGCCUAAACCAAUAGUAAUAAAUGAUUAUCACGUUCUCAGCGGUGAAGGAAAACAUCGCGAGGAAACCCAUGUUCCCGAGAAAUGCAUUUUCGGAGAAAUGUGACCUAACCAGUAUUGGGCUGGUUUACCCUUCGCGGGUUGGAAGGUCAGAUAGGCAGUCGCUUCUGUAAAAAACCGGAUCUGUCAAAUCUUCAGGUUAGGUGAGCGGACCCUGUGAAAAACGGGAUAAUGUUAUCCCAGAUGAUUGGUUUAGGCAUGUGCUGGAUUCGAACCUGCGACUUCUUAUACAGUUGUUUACUUGUCCUAAUCACAUUUUGAAUUCUCCACACCCACCAGCAUGUCCUUGAACGGUAUGUUACCGUGUAGUUACAUCACAAUAGUACCGGGUACUAAAUAAAUCUUUGUAAAUUGUGAUGCUAACAGUGAAGCGACUUGUGUUCUGCAUUUCGAUAAAUUUGGCCCGAUUCGGUGACACCAUACUUUCCCCUACGUGACUAUUGUGGUUGGUCAGACGUGGUAAGGAUAGGUCGUUGCGAUAUGUAUACGAUAUUGUUAAAGAACUUCUAGAAACAUACGUUCAUGAAUAUAUUCCUAAUUGAACUAGUCAGAUACAGAGAAACAGUGUGAUAGGAGAGAGAUGUGGUGUAAAAGACGAUACACUAUUGUGUGUGUGUCUAUUGGCGAGUGACUAUUGGCGAUAUACCAAUCUCUAGGUCAUCUGGAACUGGGUUAGAGUUUUGAUCUAUAGGUCAGUCAGUCAGUCAAUGAUAAAAAUGAGGAUUUUUGGACAUUAAUAUUUAAAUAACCGUUUGAGAUAACCUUAUGAAAUUUAAAACACAUAUGUAUCUCGCAAGUCUCAAUAUAUGAGCCAAAUUUGAUACGUUUAUGUGAAAUAGUUUUUGAUUUAUGAGGGGGUCAAAAAUGGCUCCAAAUGGUUCGUGUAAUAUUACACACGGUGCGGCUCGCCAGUUCUGUUUCCUGAACUUGGCUUGACACGCGACCGCGUGUCUAGAUAAUAAAAACGGUUCUCGUGCAAACUGAAAUAUUGAUGAUUAUUUUACAAGAAGCACAAAAGGCCAAAAUUCAUUAAAAAAUCAAAUCAAUCAAUCAAAAAAAUAAAAAAAAUAUCAAAAGCAAAGACAAUAAAAUAAUAAAAAAAACUAUAUAAAACAAGUAAAAUUCUAUAAAAAGAUGUGGCUAUCUUGCGAAAGUGACUGAGAUUGAGAAGGGAAUGUUAAGUUGGUUUGGACACGUAGAGCGGAUGAAGGAUUAUAGCAUUACGAAAGCAGUAUCUAAGCGAAGGUUGUGGCAGGGCUGGCAGAGGAACACUCAGAAGGAUGUACAUUGAUAUGUCCUUAGAAAAGACAAUCAGCUCUGAACCGGCGUGAGUGUAGAUUGAUGAAUGUGGAGGAAGCAAGAGAAGAGUGUGUCAGGAUCGAAGCAAAUGGAAUUCAAUAGUCUCUGCUUACCCCGGUGGGAACUAGGCGUGAGUUUAUGUAUGAAUGUGAAAUAGUCAUCAAGUCAUAUUCCGGUAGCAAAGUCCGUGUUAACAGGCUGGUUACUCACCCUGGACUAUUCCACUACUGAAGACCUCGUAAAAUAAUUUUUCUACUUACCUCUUCCUCAAUUUAUUUAUACCUAUGCUACACUUUAUUUUGUAAUGCUUAUCUUUGUUUUCUUUUGUUUUUUGUUAUAAUUUUAGGCUAGUUUCUAAUAAAAAAUAAAAAAAUAUCUGGUUCCCCAAGAUUCAGGCAUUGCCUAGUUUGGGGACCCCUGUACAACUCCUGAAAACUAAUUAGAUUAUAAGCACACCUUUAGUUUUAAGUAAACAUUUAAUUUUGUAAUUCUCCUAUUUUGUGCAAUAAAGUUCUUAUAUUAUUAUUAAGUUAUCUGUUAGACCAACGUGAUAUUUGUAUAUGGACGCUGUCUGAAAUACUUUUUUUAAACCACACCAUAGAAGAAGAUUGGCGACAGCAUACAACUGGCCCGUAAUAGUAAACAUGCGGAAUAUGUAUCCAGAAUAGGCCGCCCGAAUAGCAAAGCACUGCCCCAUGCAUCACUUUAUAUUAAGUGGACAACUCGUACGCACGUUCAGUCGUUAAUCGUUACUGGUGACAAUAACCGUGCAACAUGAGACCUUUGACUCUGAUAUUGCUCCUCUUCGCUCUCCAUGCUGCUAAGGCCACGCUAGACUUGCAGGCUUUGAAGGAGAACGCUGCAGCCAACUUCAAGGAAUUCGUCGACAGCAUUGACUUCGACAAAGUCAAACAAUUAGACGUCUUAGACAUACUGCCCAAGGUUCAGAAGAAGGUCGAAUUCGGAAAGAAGAUUUACGAACAGAAAAAACAGCUCGGACAGACGAUUUUGGACUACAAGAAACAGAAGUUCAACGAUAAACUACAAGGUCUACAGAAACUUGCUCAAGUGAAGCAGCAAGCGUUGCAAGGCAUUGUGGAGAAGAAGACAAAGAUAGCCCAAGAUCUCUUUGCACAAAAGCAAAAGAUAGUCCACGCCUUGGUUGAUGAAAAACAGAAGUUUGUUCACGACUUGCUUCAUGAAAAGGAGAAACUAGUGCACAGUUUAGUCGACGAGAAGAAGAAGAAGAUACAUGUGUUCCUGGACGCGCCUCCGAAGAAAGUCAUCUACUUAGAUCAUCCUCCACACCCUGAGGUAUAUUACGAGCAUCCUCCUCACGAACCGCACAAAUUAGUGAAAGUUAUUGAACACAGACCAUGGCCUAUUAAAAGAGUGAUCAUUCACACCAAGAUAUAUGACUGAGUAAAAAGAUACAAUGGUUUAUAUGCCUGAAACACUUUAAGUACAAAACCAAACAGCAUUAUGAAGGAAUCUUUUCCAAAAGAAUUGUCAUAAAAGCCUGUGUCGUGCUUAAGACUGUUAUAAUGUAGUCAGUAUAAGAUUCAAUUUUGUUAACACGUACCGUAACAUAUGAGUUUAUAAUGAAUUUGUGGAACUCGCUAUGCCAGGAUCGAAGCUACCAUUUUUAAAACCCUUGUGGAUUUGCCAUAUUGGUGCUGAAUCCAGUACACAUCAUCUAAGUUUAUUUUAAAAUAUACCUGUCAUUUUCUUAUCCGCCGAAAAGGAAAGGGACGGGUAAUCGCCAGGCAUAAAAUUUAUGCAACUCACGCCAAUUUUAGGCAGAAAAAAACCCUCCCAAAAUUUUAUAUUGGCCAAUAACCCGACAGAAUUAAGUUCACAGCACACGUCGGUUGGAUUGAAUAGGAGCGAGAUGCCUAUGUUGUUUGCCUGGGCUAUCUUUACAUUUUAAAAUUAACGGUUGUCAAUCAUCCGUCCCUUUUCUUUUCGUCGAAUAAGAACACGACAGGUAUAACUUAAAAUAAAAUUAGGAGGUGUCUGCAGGAAUCGGGGCCAUUGUAUCGUACUUAUCACACAAUGCGCACUAUUUAUUUUGGCAAUUACUUAGUAAGUAUUAGUGUGUUAAAUUGUUUAUUUUGUAAUUAACGCAUGUAAGUUGUUACGUUUGUGAAAGUUUUGUUUGUGUGUGAAAAAAAUGUGGACAACAUCAUCGUCAGAUUUAUCAAGUUAAAAAACACUUGUAAUUAUAAUUAUUAAGGGUCUGUUUCGCUACUUUCUUAUAAUUAAGUGUCUGAUAGCUUACCCGGAACUUAUCUGACAGAUAAUAGUACACAUAAGCUCACGGCUAGUCAUAAUUCGCUAUUGCCAACAGGGUGGUUAAAAUGGCCACAUCAAAGCAAUUAAAGAAAGCAAUAUUGCACUUUGACAUUUGCACAUAUAAAAGUGCGCAAUGCAAACAACUGUCAAAUAGCAAUACUGCCUCCUUAGAUGCUUCGAUGUGGCUAUUUUAACCCCCCUGGUUAUUCAUAGGUACAUCUAUCGCAAGAUGAACUGAGUACCCAGACGCUUCUGCUUUCUGUUAGAUCGGCGAGAUAGGUGGUUAAUUAGUAACUCCUUGGUGUAAGUCUGGCACCGGGUUCGAACCGGCAUUCUCCGUUUGGGAAGCAAGCCGGUGACCCUUUACUACCCGUAGUCCAUCUUCGGUGUUUCCACCUAUUUCUACCAAAGUAUUCCUCCCAAGGGAAAUCUAUUACCAUUCAUUUCUACUACUCUAAUACAACAUGCUUUAUAAUGUCAAUGUAGUAUAAUCUCAAACAAAAGUAUUUAUAUAAAUAAAUAUUCAUUUUUAAAUAAACUAAAAAUGAAUUCCUUUCAUAACUUAAAAACUACAAGAGAAACAGAGUAAAUAGUUAUUAAUAUAAUUGUCGUGAUGAUGGUAAGUACAUAACUAAAUAGGAUGUUCUGACAAUGUAGUAGAAAUGAAUGUAAAAUCUAUUUCCCUUGGGAAAAAUACUUUGGUAGAAAUAGGUGGAAGCACCGUCCACCUCAUAGGGUCGCCGUGACAAUAAGAAGUCCCAUAUUUCUCUUUCAUAAAUUACUGUUUGAAACAUGGGUAUGCAGGUAGAACACGGGGAAAAAAAUACCCGUGGUUCGCCUGGGUGGACUACCAGGUGACACACAGGAUCACUGUGAAUUAUACACAUAUAAAAAGCACUACUAUCAGACACUUAUUCUAUCUAUAGAAUACCAGACAGUUUAUCAGCGAGUGGUGAAACAUGAUCUGUUAAAAAGUUAUCAAAACAAUUAAUCUAAAAAGCAAUAUUGCUAUUCGUCAUUUUGUGUGCAUUGCGCACUUACUUUUACACGAGCAAAUAUCACAUUGCAAUAUUGCUUUUUAGAUAAAUUAAUUCGAUGUGGCCUUUUUAACCCUCUGAUCACUAUACAAAAUGGGUACUUACCUAAGUUUAUGUUUGAUGUCAAAGUAUGUUUUUCCGAAUGUCUGUAAACAUAGUGGUA